Molecule: messenger RNA, 3625 nt
Organism: Psylliodes chrysocephalus
Lineage: Eukaryota; Metazoa; Arthropoda; Insecta; Coleoptera; Chrysomelidae
Source: the annotation of a GenBank genome assembly
GUUGGAAUGCCCACAUUUUCCCGCUCCUUUGACCUUUAAUAAUAAUCAUCACAAUCUUUUGCACAAAACUGUGAAAUUUAGUGAAAAUUGUAUCUUAUUUGUGGAAAAGUGUUUUGAUUGCACGUUGCGCAUGAAUUGCGUACUCGAGGAGAAGUUGAUCGAUUAAUUUAAAGCCUUAAAACAUGUCAAAAGAUAUACGUUCAUUCUUCACUGUGAUUUCAAAUAAAUCAAGUGCAGCAACAGUACAGGUGCCAAAGAAAAAAGUAAAACGUUUAAUUGAUUCAGACGAGGAAGAUGUCAUCCCACCUACCCCAGACAAUAAAAGAACCAAAUCUAUAAAUGUUACUAAAAGCAAACCAACCGUUAUUCUUUCUUCAGAUUCCGAAGAUGGAACUAGUAAAACUAAAAUUAAAACAAAGCCAGUUAACAAAGAACAAAAACCGAAAUUGAGGUUAGUUAAUUUAGAGGACCUUUAUAAUAAUAAGCCUAUUAAGCAAAGUAAAGUCGAAAGCAAUCCAAAAGGAGAAAUAGUCAAACAAGAUGAACCGAAAAUUAAGAAAUCAAAAAAGAAAAAGAUUGAAACUGAAAGAGGAAUACACGGAGAUGAGACAUUUGAAAAGACCCUUAUGGAGUUGGAUGAUGAUAUGUUUAUAGAAAACUUGGAUGUGUUAGACAAAACGAUAGAUGAGGCUUUAAAUAGUAAAAAGAAAGAUGAAAGUGAGGUUAAACAAGGUAGUUCUAAAGAAAAUUCUCCUAAUAAGCCUCAAAACGGAUCAAAAAGGCAAAUAAUGUCUUCAGAAGAUGAAAGUGAGGUUAAACAAGGUAGUUCUAAAGAAAAUUCUUCUAAUAAGCCCUUAGAUAAUGAUACGUCUCUAAAGGGAUCAAAAAGGCAAAGAAAACCUUCAGAAGGAACAAGUUCUACUCCUAAAAAACCUAAAUUUGAACACACAGAUUCAGGUUUUGACCCAGAUGAAGAGGCCUUUGAAAAAAGACGAUAUUCGGCAAUGUUGUAUCAAAAAUACAAAACUAGAGGAGGACCAAGGUUGCACGGUCAAAAAGAAUCACCGAAGGGAAAUCCGAAUUGUCUUAAGAAUUUGACUUUCUUGAGAACUGGUGUUUUAGAUUCUUUGGAAAGUGAGGAAUUUGAAAAUUUAAUUGCUGAGCAUGGUGGUAGAGUGGUUAAAGCAGUGUCGAGAAAAGUUAAUUAUUUGGUUGUUGGGGAAGAUCCUGGACCAGCUAAACAGCAAAAAGCAAAAGCUUUUGGUAUAAAGGAAUUAUCUGAGGAUGAAUUGUUUGAUCUUAUACUGGUAAAAUCUGGCAAAAAACCAAAAUACGUUGUAAAAACAGAGGAUUCUCAAGAUUCAGGCGUAUUUGAAGAGAAAGAGUUGAAAUUCGAAAAGCCACACAUCACAGAAACAAAUACUAGGAAAAAAGAUGAAAAGAAAAAGCAUACAGAAAAAGAAUCGUCAAAUAAGGAGAAACCUAAUCUAAAAAGAAUCAAAAUGGAAGAAUCAAAAGUUGAACAAAAAUUACCAAAAGAAAAAGAAGUUACAGAAAUGUGCAACAAAGAAGAGAAGCCUCACAAAACAAAUUCAGAAAAAACUGUAAAAUUAUUAGAAACAUCCAAGACAACACCAGAAACUCAGUCUGAAUCAGCCGGGGAGUCUAAAGGAGAAGAAGAAGAAAAGCCUCUAUCUCUAACUUGGACAGAAAAAUAUAAACCAACGAAUACCAAAAAUAUUAUUGGCCAACAAAGCGAUUCGAGUAAUUUGGCCAAACUGAGAACAUGGUUGAAUAACUGGUACAGAAAUCAGAUACCGGAGGUGAGAGCGAAGAUCCCUCGUCCGUCGCCUUGGGCCCCCUGUGGCAACGGGGCCUAUUUUAAAGCUGCUUUGUUGAGUGGUCCUCCAGGAGUGGGAAAAACCACCACUGCUACUUUACUAUCUAAAGAACUCGGAUUUGAUGUAGUUGAAUUCAACGCAUCUGAUACUAGAAGCAAAAGAUUAUUGCAAGAAGAAGUAUCUCAAUUGUUAAAAACCACAACCAUUGCAGGUUUUGCAGCAGGAAAUGAUAACACUGAUAAUAGGAAGCGAGUAUUAUUAAUGGACGAAGUAGACGGCAUGGCUGGAAACGAAGAUAGAGGAGGCAUCCAAGAACUCAUAAAUUUAAUCAAAAAUACCAGCGUGCCCAUUAUUUGCAUGUGUAAUAACAGGAGACAUCAAAAAAUGAAAUCUUUAAUCAAUUAUUGCUUUGAACUGAUGUUUACACCUCCCAAAGUUGAACAAAUUAGGGGCGCAAUGAUGUCGAUUUGUUUCAAAGAAGGUCUCGCCCUACCCCCAAACGUUGUAGGUGAAAUAAUAGCCAGUACAGGCUGCGACAUUCGACAAACUUUAAACCAUCUAACCAUGUACGCGUCGUCAAAUAACAAUUCGUCAUUGGAACAAGUUCAGAAUAAAUGUCAGCAGUCAAAGAAAGAUACAGUAUUAGGUCCGUUUGAAGUUAUUAGAUCGGUAUUUACCGAAACCGAACCGAAAAUGAGUUUAGCUGACAAAUCCAAGCUGUUCUUCUACGAUUACAGUUUGGGACCGUUGUUUGUCCAAGAGAAUUAUUUGGGAGUGACACCUAACUGUCCAAAGAAAGCUAUUUUAAAACGGGCAGCUCAAGCGGCGGACGCGAUAAGCGUGGGAGACUUAGUAGACGCGAAAAUAAGGAGUACGAAUAAUUGGGCGCUAUUGGAGAGUCAAGCUAUGUACGCUUCGGUGUUACCCGGAUACUAUAUGUCCGGAAAAGUUACUCGUAAAAUAAAUUUUCCUAGUUGGUUGGGGAAAAACUCGUCUCGCAAUAAACGCAAGAGGCUCUUGAGCGAGUUACACUCUCACACUAGAAUGAGCACUUCCGGCGGUUCUUUAGCUUUGAAAUUAGACUAUAUAGUCCCUCUAAGAGACGCCAUAAUUACACCCUUGCUUAAACAAGGUUUGGAGGGCGUUUCCGACUCCAUAAAAGUUAUGGAAAACUACAAUUUGUUGAGGGAAGAUCUGAAUAGUCUGAUAGAACUUUGUCAAUGGAAAAACGGCUCCAAUCCGUUCAGUAAAAUACCUGCUCAGAUUAAAGCGGCGUUUACACGAGCUUACAAUAAAUCUUGUCAAAAGUUACCAUACGCAGCUGGUGCUGGAUUUUCUAAAAAGAAAGCUUCUCUGGCAGAUGAUAAUGAAGAUGAUGGGAAUGUCUCCGAAUCCGAUAUAGAAGAAAAUGAUGAUGUCAAUUCCGAUUCUCUCAUCAAAGUUAAAUCUAAGACUAAAAAUGAGGCGGCAGGUACUAGCAAAAAGGCUGGAACAAGUAAAAAAACGAAGGAUACCGUAAAAGAUGAGGCGGCACUUACCAGUAAAAAGGGUGGGACAGUUAAAGCUAAAGCAUCGGCCGGUACCAGCAAAACGAAGAAACCUGCAAAAGAAAAAACUAAAAAAUCUUGAGUAGAUUUGUUAUAUUAUAUCUAAAAAUUAUUUUGUCUUUAUUUUGAUUGUUUAUUAGCUUUUAGUUUUAUUUUUAUAUUUUAAUUCCUUCUAGAAUUUUUGUUCUAAAAAACAACACUUUUUUUAAAUUAUAAAUAAAAUGUUUUGAUCAUUAA